AUGUUAUAAGAUGCUCAAAGUCAACUUAAUAUGAUGUAAGAAGAAAUCAAUUUGAUAUUUACAAAUGUAAAAGAUGUCAUCAAAAGUCUUUCAGACUACUUCUCAUCUGGUGAUAUGAGUUUUCAAAAUUUUCUUAAUAAAAAUGAAAAAUUUAUGAAAUUCUCUACAACAGAAUUAAAUUUCUAAAAAGAUUUUUUAGAAAGAAAUAAGUUUGUUGAAUAGACUAAAAGUAAAGAAAUACUUGCUUCUUUAAUCGAAAAAGCAGGAAUAAUUUUUUCAAAAAUUAUUUAAAAUGCAUAUAAAGCCAAUUAUCUAAUUGAAUAAAUUCAAGAAUAUUAGUAUCAAAUUAUAAUAUAUAAAGCAUCAAUGAAAAAAUAGAAGAAAAUAUAGAAGUUAGUGAAGGAUUAUUGGGUUAUAGAAAUAGAUUAAUAAAAAAACAAUUUAACCUUUUGACAUAAAAAAAUGGAGAUUAAGUUUUCAUAAAGGAUGGGCAAAUUCUUGGGAUGUAAACCUUAUUUUUUUUAAAUAAAUAGAUUACAAAAGAAUAUGGGAUCAGUAACUGGAUAAGUUAGAUAUAACUUAGAAAAAAUCAAAUAUUUAUAAUUCUAAGGAUAAUUUGGUAUUAAGGGGUAUCGAAUUAAAUAAUGGAUAUAUUAUUGGAAAGGAUUAUAAGUGGGAGGUGGUUAUUAUAAUUUACUAGGAUAAAAGGAAGGGGAAUGGGUUGAUUUAACCAACAAUUAUUGGGAGUAUGUAUUCAAGAAACUAAUUUACUAGUUUUAGGAAAAUUGUUGAAAAGGGAUCUUACAAAUAGGGUAAAAGAGUUGGAGUAUGGUAUAUUCAUAUGAAUAACUAAGUAAUGUAUAUUAUUUUUAAUACUUAUUUAGGAUAGGUGGAUCAUAUGAUGAAAAAGGUAAUGGUUUAAAAAAUGGGAAAUGGACUGAUAUUGCAGACGGAUAUUAGCAAUAUCAAGAACUUACCUAUAAUGGAGAAUAUUUAAAUGGUAAAAAAAUUGGUAAAUGGGUUAUUAAGUUUAGGGAUUAAACUAUGUAAUUAUUUAAAAUUUAUUAAAAAUAAUAGCGGUGGAGGCUCAUAUGAUGAUAAAAAUAAAGGAAUAAAGACAGGUAAAUGGAUUGAAAUUAGUGAUAAUUUUAAUAAUUUAACUUAAAUACUAUAUAAUGGAGAGUAUAUCAAUGGUAUAAAGGUUGAUCGAUGGGAUAGUUUUAUUAAUGGCUAAUUUAAGGAUUAGAAAUAAUACAAAUUGUAAAUAUAAAUAAUAAGAAAAUAUAAUUUCAGCGGUGGUGGAUCAUACGAUAAUAAAUGCUGGGGAUUGAAGACUGGUUACUGGGUGGAGAAAUUGGAUGGAUAUUCUCUAUAUGAUAAUCUAAUUUCUAAUGGAUAAUACAAAAUUGGUAAAAAGUUUGGAAAAUGGGAAAUUAGGCUUAAGAAUGAAGUGAUGUAAUGAUAUAAAAAAUUUUUAGAGGAGGUGGAUUUUAUGAUAGUAGAAAUUUUGGAAUUAAGGUUGGCAACUGGGUUGAAACGAACAAUUAAUAUUCACACAUAUCUGAAAUCACUUAUUUGGGUGAAUAUUGGAAUGGUCGAAAAGUUGGUAGAUGGAAAACAAAUUACUAGAAGAAUUAAGUGUAAUUUGAAAAAAAAAAUGUUAAAUUAUUAUAGUGGAGGUGGCUCAUUUGACUAAGGAGGCAAUGAGGUCAAAAUAGGAAAAUGGAUCGAAAUUCAUGAUGGGUAUCGAUGGGAUUCUUAUGUAACAUCAAAUGGUGAAUACAAAAAUGGGAAAAAAUUUGGUUUUUGGGAUAUUAAAUUUAUGAAUAAAUCAAUGUAAUAUGUCAUAUACUGAAAAAUAUAUUUUAGUGGAGGGGGUUUAUAUCAUGAAGGAAUUAAAAAUGGAAUGUGGGUUGAUAUUGUUGAAAGGUUUUGCGAUGAUUUACAAAUUACCUAUAGUGGAAUGUACAAAUAAGAUAGAAAAGUUGGAAAAUGGGAUACUAAAUUUAGAAACUAUUAUCUUUAUCCAUUUCAAUUGAUGUAAUUUGAUUUCAGUUUAUCAUACCUAUAGUGGAACUGGAUAAUAUGAUGAAGAGGGUAAAGGUAUGAAAAUUGGAAACUGGGUUGAGAUUAGCGACAAUUAUGAACGAGGAUAGGAAGUAAUUUAUUCUGGCAAAUAUGAAAAUGGGAAAAAAGUAGGGAAUUGGGAUAUUCUAUUUCAUCAGUUUGAAACAAUGAAGAUGUAACUAUCUAUUGAUAUAUUUUAACUUAUUAUUAGCGGGGGUGGAAGGUAUGAUGAAGGAGGUAAUGGAAUAAAGAUUGGGAAUUGGAUUGAUAUUAGUGAUACAUAUGGAACAGGAUAUAAUAAAUCUCAAGUGAUCUAUCAUGGAGAAUAUUCGAAUGGUAAAAAAGUUGGUAGAUGGGAUAUUAAGUACAGGAAAUAUAAUAAUGAUUCUUUUUUAACUAUGUAUUAAUUUUAGAAAAUCAUUUAAUUAUAUUUAGGGGUGGCGGAUGUUAUGAUGAAGAAGGCCAAGGAUUAAAGAAUGGCUUUUGGAUUGAAAUUAAUGAUGGAUUUUAAGAUGGUAACUAGAUAACUUUUAAUGGUGAAUAUAUAUAAGGUAAAAAAGUUGGUAGAUGGGAUAUUAAGUUCAGUAAAUAUAUAAGUGCACCAUUCUUGUUGAUGUAAUUAAAUACUGAUUAACUUAUUUUAGAGGAGGGGGAUCUUAUGAUGAAGAAGGUCGUGGACUUAAAAUUGGUAAAUGGAUUGAUAUCUAAAAGGGAAUUUCAAUUUACAAUGAAGUUAUUUUUGAAGGUGUUUAUAAAAAUGGUAUUAAAAUUGGUCGAUGGCUGGAAAUAAGUUUAAUAGAUAAUGAGAUUUUAUCCGAUAUUUAAUAUGAUAAUUGA
Messenger RNA from Paramecium primaurelia, 2904 nucleotides. NCBI's taxonomy places the organism in Eukaryota, Ciliophora, Oligohymenophorea, Peniculida, Parameciidae. The record is from the annotation of a GenBank genome assembly.